UAUCAUGUAAAGCUACUUAAUAUCUUUAUAGGUUAAAUACUUAAAUCAUCUAAUGUUAGGCUGUUUAAAAUGGUUGCAUACUUGUAUUAUAAGAUUGGAGAUUUGGAGUGUUGGACCAUUAAAUAACAUUUCAAUACAUGAACUAUAAAGUGACAAACUUUUAAAGUGUAAUCUUCUUCACAGAUUUGGAUAGCUUUCAAUAAUAGUGUUUUAACUAUUAUAUACAAUUAAGUAAUGUGAUUAAAAAAAACAUAAUUACAUAAAAAAAAAAAAAAAAAAAAAAAAAAAAAAAAAAAAAGAAUACUCCACAAAAUGAAAGGCUCAAGAACCUCACUCUAUACUUGUAAAAUGUCUAUACCCAUUAGUCUUAGUCAGCUUCCACUUUUGACCCUCAAUUUAAAACCUUUAACAGCCUAUAUAUAACUCAUCUAGUCCCAAAAACAAAAACCCUCAAAAUAUUUAUGGAUGUUUGUUACCUUAGUUUUAGCUAGAGAAUUUUUAUUUAUAACUAACCAUGACUUCUAGUGAUGAGCAAGUAACGUCGGCUCGUCAGCAGCUCCAAUGGUUCUUUUCCCAAUCGCCGCUGCUCGGCCAAUCAGUCGGGUUAAGGUCCGAUGACACCUCCAUAACUAUUCACGUCAUGACACCCAUAUCCAGCCCCAUGAAAACGGGUGUUGCAACAACCAUGCAUAAUAAUAAAAGUUACUUUGAAGAAGUUGGUCAUGUUACAAAUAAUAAUGUUGUUGAUCCACAAGAAGAGUGGCUUCCUAUCACUGAAUCUAGAAAUGGUAACGCCUUCUAUGCCGCCUUUCAUACCAUUUCUUCCGGCAUCGGUUUUCAAGCUCUUAUGCUUCCAUUAGCCUUCAUUUCCCUUGGUUGGAUAUGGGGCAUUACUUGUCUUUCAUUGGGUUUCAUAUGGCAAUUGUAUACGACAUGGUUGCUAAUUCAAUUGCAUGAAUCAGAGAAUGGCACACGCUAUAGUAGAUAUCUCCGGCUAUCUAUAGCAGCCUUUGGAGAAAAGCUUGGGAAACUUCUAUCCUUGUUUCCAAUCAUGUACUUAUCAGGUGGCACGUGUGUGGCUCUAAUCAUGUUUGGAAGUGGGACCAUCAAGAUUUUCUACCAAACAGUUUGUAUGCCUAAUUGUAAUAAGGCUAACCCAUUAACCACUGUUGAAUGGUACAUGGUCUUCACUUCUUGUGCUGUGAUACUAGCUCAGCUCCCCAACUUGAACUCAAUUUCCAAGGUAUCAUUCAUUGGAUCCUUGACCUCUGUAGGGUAUUGUACCCUUAUAUGGGUCAUAUCCGUAUGCAAAGACCGACCCACGAGUGUAUCAUAUGGACCGACCCAUGUCAAGUCCGACGUCGAUAGGGUUUGUGGAGUGAUCAAUGCAAUUGGGAUGAUUGCUUUUGCUUUUAGAGGGCACAACUUAGUGUUGGAAAUACAGGGAACCAUGCCAAGUAGUGUAAAGCAACCAUCAAGAAUAGCAAUGUGGCGAGGGGUGAAAUUUGCUUAUUUGAUCAUUGGAUUGUGCUUAUUUCCUGUCGCAUUUGGCGGAUAUUGGGCAUAUGGAAACUUGAUUAUACCUACAAAUGAAGGGCUAAUAAAAGUCAUGUAUGAAUACCAUGGGCACGACACUUCCAAGUUUCUACUGUGUCUCACAAGCCUGCUUAUCGUGAUUCAUUGUCUCAGCUCGUUCCAGAUAUAUGCAAUGCCGGUGUUUGACAACUUGGAGUUCCGGUUCACAAGCAGCAAGAAGAAGCCAUGCCCUCGUUGGUUGAGAUCAGGAAUCAGGGCCUUCUUUGGAUGCUUAACAGUCUUCAUAGCAUUUACAAUACCAUUCUUGCCGAGUUUGGCAGGUCUUUUAGGAGGCCUAGCUCUGCCUCUCACCCUAGCAUAUCCCUGUUUCAUGUGGAUAAAGAUCAAGAAACCCCGAGAGUUUGGCUUUAUGUGGUACCUUAACUGGGGGCUAGGAUGUUUUGGGAUACUUCUAAGCAUUCUGAUAGUGGCCGGAGCCAUAUGGAGUAUAGUGAUCAAAGGGAUGCCAGUCCACUUCUUCAAGCCGGAUAAGCGAUAG
Molecule: messenger RNA, 2074 nt
Organism: Chenopodium quinoa (quinoa)
Lineage: Eukaryota; Viridiplantae; Streptophyta; Magnoliopsida; Caryophyllales; Amaranthaceae
Product: lysine histidine transporter-like 8
Exons: 5
Coding region: 515-2074 (519 amino acids)
Cellular component (GO): plasma membrane
Source: RefSeq, a predicted model, not a curated record